CAUGGCUGCCUCCAUGCGAUUGGCCUUGGCGCCACUCUCUUGACUUCAAGAAGCACGUGAUUUCGAUUGCAUUCCAGUCUGUCCGGUUCUCUUUUCUUUUCUUGAUUGAAGUUUUACAUCAGUGCAUCUUAAAUGAAGAUGACGCAACAAGGUGCUAAGCUACAACGACUUAAUAACGAUCUCGUCAAAGUCAUAGAGACUUUGAAGCAGCAGAGGGAAGAAGUAAUGGAACGAAUGGAGGCCCUCCACAAGGAGAAGAAGGAGCUCGAGAGAGAAAUGCAGGCGCUGCACGAACGGUUGACGUCCGUGAACCAGAAGAUUUCCAACGUCGCCCCCGUCCUCAACACUUACACCGAAGCCAUCCGAGAUGCAGAAAGUUCUUACUACAAGAUCUGUCAGGGCUCUGAGAUGCUCCUAAACAUCCUGAAGAAGGACCUGGAUGCCUAUCGCCAAAUAGCCCUGGAUACGUCUCCCUAUGCAGUGCCAUCCACGGAUGCCAAGCCCACCAACAUCUAGUGCAGGAUCGGCACUGGAUACUCACAGCAGUAUUCUUUACCAUCAGCUCCUGCUUACCCUGUGAUAUCCAGUCGUGAAGCAGAUGAAUUCAGGGUGUUUUUUACUUUUUGUGACAGUGCAGAUGUGUUGCUGUCUUUUAUAGUUAUCUAUUUGGAAGCAUGGAAGGAUAUUCCUCAUUCUAGUAGGAUGAUUCACUGACGCUGCACUGGACUAAGAUUAUUAAUGAUAAAUUUAUCUGUAUUUGGGUGUGAAAUGCUGAGGAAUAGUACCAACUACAUGAGAUGCAUUGUUGAAAAAUGAAGUUCCAGAUGGGUUGUUCUUGUGAUCUGAUAGGGGAUUAGCUAAUGAGAUUAACCAUUCACAACUCCUUCUAUUGGAUGUACAUUUUCAUUGACAUUGAUACACAUCGACUAACUGUAUGUUUUAGGCCAUAACUUUGACAAGUACCUAGUUUUAGAGAGAGCUUAGUCAUAAAGGUAUUCUCUCUGCAUUCUCCUAUCUACCUAGUCGAGAUACAAAAUGAGAUGGGCAUUUCGAUUUUUUAAAUUAAACCUCUCCCAUGCAGUAGGGGAUGAGUAGAGCAAGAGAUAACACUGAACUUUGGGAGGUGGGUGCAAUCAUUAUGAUGUCAGAUAGCAGAAAGGUUGCAAAUUAUAAUUUCCUCAUAGGGAAUACAUUUGUUCCCCAGCCUUGGAAUGCUGUUAUGACUGAAUCCAAACAUAUUUUGGAGCAGAGCUGAGUUUGUCUUAAGAUGUUGAGAGCUGGAGAUGUCAGAGUUCGAGGUUUAGUGAAUCAUAAGCCGAAUCUACAUUGAGUCAUUUCAAGGGGUGAUCAGGCUUAGUUAUAGCCCAGAACCAUUCCAACAGGGUUUCUGAGGGAAUGGCUAGCUGUGGUGUUCUCCAUUUGCAUAAUUGGUGGUUCAACUUAAAGGGUCAUGAAACACAGACACGUUGAAAACCUUCCUGUGGCUAGAUGGAUGCAUUGUCGCCAAGUCCAUGAUGGCCCUUGACAGUGUAUGGAAAAUGCAGAGCUUGUUGCCUCCCUGCAUCUUUAAGUUACCAUUCCUUUGUGGCACUGCAUUUCCUGUGUCAGGUGACAAAUCUGAAUAAAC
Molecule: messenger RNA, 1627 nt
Organism: Darwinula stevensoni
Lineage: Eukaryota; Metazoa; Arthropoda; Ostracoda; Podocopida; Darwinulidae
Source: the annotation of a GenBank genome assembly